GGCGUUUUAAUAUGAAAAUGUCAAACCUGAAUGAACAAUAUUGACUUACUGAGUGUGUAACGCGGCUAGUGCUAAAUGUGUUGUGUGAGAUAGUUUUGAAGUUACCGUGAAUAAACUAGACAUGCAAGCAACUAUUACAGGGCGUCUAAAGUAUGACUACCGAUUUAGUUACUCGAGGUAUAACGUGUGUGUUCACCCGUACGGUUACAUGUUUCCGGUUGAAAUGCUAGCAUAAUGCUUACACAGAAUGAUAACCCAUUCCACUGUUUACAUGUCGUAUAACACAUAUUUGCCUUAGAGUGAAAUGACGUACACACUGAUCUACCGGCGCAAGAACAGCUGUGGUUGGCUAAGCUUUAUAUGAAAUGUUGUCAUAAAAGGAUUGCAAAAAUUAAACUUGAAGCAGAUUCUACCUACCAUUCUGUCCAGCAACAUUAGCACGAUGGUGUGGGCUGUUGUGUCUCUCGUGUCUUUGCUGUCGCUUCAAGCCUGCUCUGGGGCGCCACACGCGCCACCAACAUAUGGUGUGGUACAUUAUGGGGAGGUCCAGCACAGGGAACCUAAAGAAGAGAUGCAUCUGCAGAAUAUACAGAAGACACAGUGGGCUCUCUUUGUCCCUUGUGGUGACGGAACUUUCAUCCACUAUGACUACUGGUGUGACGGGCUGUACUAUCACUGCGCCAACUUUGCCGACGAACUCAGCUGUAACACAAGUCAGAUGGUGGCGUGUGGGGACGGCAACUACGUACAGCCCAGCCAGUGGUGUGACGGACAGUACUACCACUGCCCCAACUUCGCUGACGAACUCAGCUGCAGCAACACUGGAACUGGUACUGGCACCGGUACCGGCACGGGUACAACAGGCUCGUCCGGCCAGUGCGGACAGCAGGCCAUCUCCCCGUCCUCCAGCGGUAAGAUUCUGGAAGGCGCGCAGGCUACCGCCAACUCCUGGCCCUGGCAGGUCAGUCUACGCCUGGUCCUGGCCAAUGGGAUCCACUUCUGCGGAGGGUCACUCAUCUCUGACCAAUGGGUCCUCACAGCGGCACACUGUAUACACGCGUACUCGUCUCCCUCCAACUGGAAGAUCAAGCUGGGUCUUCACCAGGUGGACGGCAGUGCUGAACAGGAGAGGAGCGUGGUCAGGGUGAUCAAGCACGAGCAGUACCGCCACACGCCGCACCCGUAUAACGACAUCGCCCUGCUGAAGUUAGACCGGCCCGUCACCAUGUCACAGAAGGUCACCUCCAUCUGCCUGCCGACUAGCAUGACUCCUGACAACACAUACUGCUACGUCACCGGCUGGGGCGCCGUGGGAUACGACUCUCAAGGUACGGAGGUGAUGGCGUCGUCAUUGAAGCAAGCCCGGGUACCGAUAAAGACCAACAGCUACUGCAGCGCGGCAUGGCAGGGCAACUAUGACUCCUCUAACAUGGUCUGUGCCGGCUAUGACUCUCUGUCACAGGGAGGAGACUCCUGUGUGGGGGAUUCCGGCGGUCCUCUGGCCUGUCCAUCCGCUGACCAGUCCAGAUGGGAGGUGACCGGUGUGGUGAGCUGGGGAGAGAACCCGUGUGGCACUAACUACACCCCGACCCUCUACACCAGGGUCUACAACUUCCUCGGCUGGAUCAACAACAAAAUGGCGAAUGACUGAGCAUAACUUUUGCUUGAUGGCUUAAAAUACAGUAUCAAGUUGGCCAGGCAUUUAUUUUAUUCCAAAAUUUCAUGACUAGACAUGGUGACGACACACUCAAUUUUUUUCCACUUAUGUUAUGCCGCUACCAACGCAGAGGAUCCACAAGUACAGCACUUGAGUUAAGUAAGGA
Molecule: messenger RNA, 1823 nt
Organism: Branchiostoma belcheri (Belcher's lancelet)
Lineage: Eukaryota; Metazoa; Chordata; Leptocardii; Amphioxiformes; Branchiostomatidae
Product: chymotrypsin B-like
Exons: 9
Coding region: 443-1651 (402 amino acids)
Biological process (GO): proteolysis
Molecular function (GO): protein binding; serine-type endopeptidase activity
Source: RefSeq, a predicted model, not a curated record